AUGCGCCUCGCCGCCCCGCUGCUCCUGCUGCCGGCCCUGCUGCUGCUGCUAGCCGCGCUCCCCGUCCGGGGCCGCCGGGAGCCCCCCGCGCCGGGGCCGCCACUGGCCGCGCAGGGCCCCGCCAACGCCAGCCGGCCGCCGCCGGAGCCUCUGGGCGCCCCCGGGAACCACAGCGGCGCCCAGGUCAGCCUCCUGCCCGCGCUGCUCCGGGACCUGUCCGCGCUCAAGGCCGCAGUGAUCGGGGCGUGCGUCCUCAGCGCCGGCCUCAUCGGCUGCCUGCUGCUGCGGGUCUGCAGGUCUGGCAAGAGGAUUAAGAAGACACGGAAGUACGACAUAAUCACGACCCCGGCUGAGCGAGUAGAAAUGGCCCCUCUGAACGAAGAUGAGGAUGAUGAUGAAGACUCGACAGUGUUUGAUGUGAAAUACAGGUAAAGCUGUUCCAUGGAUCGCUGGUUCCCUGUGAGAAGUCAGCUGUCGAGAGCCCUGCUGAAGCCUUAACUGUGAAGGAGAAGCUUUCAUCUCUGCAAUAUUGAAACCAAAACAAACAUUGCCUCCGCCGUGAUGUUAUUUAUACAGCACACAGCAGCGGGGUGUUUGAUUCUCUGCCCAAAAUAUCACUAUUAAACUCCUAGUUUCCAAACUUCCACAGUAGAAUGACCUGAGAUCCUCCUCGUAGACUCUGCUCUGUUGCUUGAAGAGGCUGUGGGGUUGCUAAAGCAUAUGGGGUGAAUACAGCACUGUGUAUAGACUUUCAGCACUCACUGGUCCAAAUACAUUUUGUAAAAGGAGGGAAAACCCCCCAAAAUCAGACCCCAAAAGACUUUCUUCUCUAAAAGCUGAAUCCGAUACUUUUGGUCUCUGUUAAACAGAUCUUGUGUUUUAAAGACUUGGAAUUGUAUGAUCCUGGGCCUAGAGAAAUACUUGCCCAUCUCUAUGAAGGCUGGUGGCUGAAACUGUGCUGAAAUGUUAGUGUGUGUGGUGUUGGGUUCUUUAUUAUUUUUUUUUUAUUUUGUGACUGUUGUAAAAAAUUGUAAUGACUUGCUACUGAUUUUUAACAAUUGCACUAAACCCUCCUAUAAUGAUGUACUCAUUUUCCAAUAGAGCGCUGGUCAGACUUACUUAAAUAACAUGAGACCAUAGGGAAGCAGAAAAACUAGGCAAAUACUGUACUACAGGAAUCUUGGAUUAGAGGAAAUAGAUAUCUAUUUUUGUAAUUCCCCGCCCUUCAUAGGAAGUAAGACACUACAUUUUUUGCUAUCUUGUGUCCUCUCCUUGCUGUAACUCUUCUGCUAAUCACAUUUUUAAUCAAUCUUUUUACAAAAGAUCUGAUAUACAGUUGUUAAAUUGCAGGAAGAGAACACUGGUUCUCCCUGCCCCCGCUUGGAAACACUCAUGCAAAGAAUCCUAUCUGCACCAAACUGGAAAUCCCCCCCGCCACCCCCGGCUGGCUGCCAAAUCCUAUAUUACACUAAGAUAUGUUUUUCCCCUUGCUAUCUGCAGUGCUUUACAUGGUGGAGGGUAGAGCUGUGGGAUGGCUAUUUUUAAAAAACUAGAAUAUCUGUAAUCUAGGCUGAUUAAGAUCCAUAGCCUAUGAGUUCUGUGCAUAAAUUCGGUGCCAUUCUUUGAAAGCUCUGUUGAGUUCAAAGUUAUUAGUAUAGUUGCUCUGUUUUAUGGUGUUUCUGAAAAGCAGCUGCAGUUCUGAUGAGCUUUGCUUGACAUAUUGACUCUGUUAUUGUGCGUUCUACCAAUAUUUAUGUCAAAUACCCUUUUAUUUUGGGAUUUUAACCCAUCUGGAGCCUCUCUUGCCUUUAUGAUGUUAAAAUUACCUCCUGUUUUGGGAAUGUACCAACAUUUGCUUGGUGGGUUGUGACUGCUAAGAGUCUGUUGCAAAGCUGCCUCUCUGUAAUGACUGCUCAAAGGCUGCCCAUGAUAAUGCAUUCUGAAGUUCUUGAUUUGUUAUCAUGACAGUAGGUUAUACUACUCUCACUUGUUCGGAGCUUGCACCCUGAAUCAGCCUGGCAUAGAUACUGCACUCUUCACUCCACUUUGGCUCUUCGCAAGAAGGCCUCCGUGUUCUGCAAUAGCCGCUUGCAUUGACACAAGCAAAAUUGUUGCUGUCUUCUAACGAGCAUACAGUGCAGUUUGGUGGUGUCCCUCUGAGUCCUUGACUGAUGUAGCCGCAGCAUUCUAAAUUCCUUUCCCCUCACCAUCUGCUAAAUCAGAGUGUUUUGCCGCUCCAUGUUUCCUCUUGAAAGUGUAGCAAUGGUCAGAAAAGUGACAGAGUAAAAUGUUCACCUUCAUACUCAACAGAUCUACUUCCCGUGUGUCUGAUUUCAUAUCUGCUUGCUUUAUUGGCCUGUGCAUUUGUAUUCAUAUUGACUACGCAGAGCUUACACAGCUCUGGAAGAGGGAACUGGAUUCCAUUCUGCUUUAUGAAUCCUUGGCUAAACUUGAGUUCCAAGGGUGGAAUUGUUAUUGCUAGUGACAACAUGAUGGGCAGAACCCAGCUGCGUUUUCAGAUCCCAGGUGGAGUUUCCAGCACUGGCAGUUAGCAAAACUGGCCUCUGUUGACUUGGAGCACAUUUGCUCUGGGAGACACAGAGAAUGCAAAGGAACCUCCUGAUGGGAUUUCUGCUGUCACUUUUCAGACGGUUAAUGCACUUUGGGAGAGAAUCCCAUUCUGUACAGAGCAAUGUGGCGAAUAGUAUCGUGCAUUAAAAGAGGGAGCCAAGGCAAUUGGAAGUCAAUAAAAGGUGGUGGUGGAAAAUUCUUUGGUGCAAUUGUGCUUUCAUCUGAACUCUACCAAGAGAGUAUUCAGCAAAGGCUUUACAGCUGACCCAUGUGGGAAAGUUCCCACAGCAGAACUAAUAUUAGACAUGCAGGCAAUAUCAAUCUACUGUUAUUAUCCUUUUAUCAUGGAGUAAAUUCAAGUCACGCCAUGGUGCUGUUAUUGAGUAAUAUUUAAUGUGUCAGCUAAGAGGUAAAAGGUGGAGAAAUUGAUUAGGGUAGGUCCAAGCACACUGAGCUCUGGAUUGCAGGAACUGCAAGAGGCCCAUAGGCUAGGAUGACACACUAUGGCUUGGGAACACUUUCAAGACAGCAUAUUACAGAAAUGGACUAGAUGGCUCUCAAUAGGCAAUGUGAUGUCCCUUUGGAGUUGGUGAAGCACUACGAAGAAGAGCUGAGUUAUGGGAAGUUCUUGGACAGGUUGAGUCCUGAAGUGAAAAAUGGCAAUACUGGGUAGAAGGAUGGGUUAAAGCAUCGAUUACCUUGUUGCUGAAGGGGGAAAGAGGGUGGCAUGGCUACUCUCUCAGUGAAAGAGCCAUCAUGGCAUUGUGUUUGUACAUCCCUUUCAGAGGAGAAUUUAUGGAGAGCAUCUGGAGCUCCAGAGGACAUGUCCUUGGUCUGACAUGGCUUGUCUGGAGUAUCCUGAACCUUUUCUGGGACCGAGGGCACUUUUUACUGCUGAAGACCAGAUCAAGGUUCUGCAGAUGUAGAGAGAGGAGGAAAUAAGGCCAGUUUCAGUUUACCUGGUCUUUCAGAUGGUCUGAGCUAACUCUUGCUGAAGUCAGUGGGAGUCUGUCUCUGGGAUUUGUCAGGCCCUAUGAGCACUGCUGAGUUUAAGUAGGUCAGAGGCAGUCUGCCCGACAUGCCUAUGGCUAACAACCAAGAUUGUUUCUGUAGUCCUCCAGUGAACCUUUUGGUGGGGAACAGUGUGAUUUUUCUCUCCCCCUUCCUGCCCCCCAAAGGCACCAAGGAUGUAGAUGCCCAACUCUCUUUGGAAUUAGGGCAACUAACUCCCUUGGGCUCCUUUGGUAAAACCCAUCUGUGGGGUGUGUGUGUGUGUGUGUGUGUAUUUUAUAUAUACACACACACACACACACACACACACACUCUCUCUCUCUCUCUCUCUCUCUCUCUCUAAUGGUGUUGGAGGCCGGGGGAGAAAUGGGGUGCCUGAUGAAGGCAAUCAGGGCACCUUUACUAGUGUCAUUCAAGGUCAUGUCAAUGAACCUAAAUGCUUGCCUGAUGUUAAAUUGCUAUUGUAAACAUGGGACGAUAUUUACCUCUUAUCUAAAGGUCACUAUAUGUGAUUUCAGAUGUUUGUCUAGCUAAAUAUAUCUAUAGGUUUAUUUCAGUUAAGACUUUAAGAGCACUUGGUGUAACUCAUCUCUAUAGUGUAUAUAUAUAUAUGAAUAUUUUUUUAUAGGUGGUAAUUAGUUACAACAUAGCUUAAAUGAUUUUGGAAUAUCUAAUUUUAGGUUUCUGUUGAAGAAUGGCUAGCCAUUAACCACUAUAUUGAAGUAAUACAUGUUCUGUGUGUCUUAUACUGUAGAGUUCCAGUCUGGUUGUGAUUGUAACCUGUUUCAAUGUUUGCUGCUCUUUGUGUUGCAUAAUCUUAAACUUGCUUUGGCAGAGAGUGUUUUUUAAAGGCCCAUUUUUAUUUUAUAGAAAAUGGAGAAACACUAUAGUAUAACAUUCAUGUUAAAGUAUUUUGCUGAGUAGUAAGUUAAAUUUAAGUACCAGUUUAAUCAAACCAAUAGAGAGCAAGUAAACUAAAGUCAUUUUUACUGGAACAUGCCACAACACAGAGAAAUAUCCUACUUGUGACAAAUUACAGUCUCUCUACUCUGCUGACCAUAAUUCUUUUUGGGGAGGUUCCAUUUGAGAACCCACAAUGCUCAGCUGAUCAAAGGCUAUCCCCAGCUCUUUUCUCCCUCUGGGUCUGCCAUGUCUGCUCUUCUGAGAGAGAGGAAUCACUUGUGUAGAAUUACAUGCCUAUAUGGCCCUCUCAGCAAGCGGAUCAGGGGACGAGGUCCGUCUCACCAGAAGGAGUAAGUUGGAACUGGAUGUGACUUUUUCAGCAAAAGGCUGAAAUGAUUGCAAACCCUUUUUAUAAUCCUUUCUAGCUUAUAAACAAAGUUGCAUACAUCAGACUUUAUUCCAAGCACAAACUGACUUAAUGUCAGUAAAUGAGCACACAAGCUGGAGUGUAUUUGGAUAGCCACUUUUGUAAGUACCCUCUAAAUUACUGUUGAUGAUGUAAUUUCAUUGUGGACUUAAUUAAGAUUUCUCUUUUCAGUUUCUGCUUCUGCUGUUUUCGUUUGUGAUUUUGUAAGAACCACGCAUUCCUGUUUGUGCAGUCACCAGGCCAUUGAUGAAAAUGUUGAUUUAGAAUUUGCCCUUGUGACUAUAAGCGUCCAUUAAAAAAAAAAUGGUAAUGCAA
Molecule: messenger RNA, 5227 nt
Organism: Emys orbicularis (European pond turtle)
Lineage: Eukaryota; Metazoa; Chordata; Testudines; Emydidae
Gene: FAM174B
Product: family with sequence similarity 174 member B
Exons: 3
Coding region: 1-432 (143 amino acids)
Source: RefSeq, a predicted model, not a curated record